Messenger RNA from Phacochoerus africanus (Common warthog), 4709 nucleotides. RefSeq names its product oncostatin M receptor (gene OSMR). The record is from RefSeq and is a predicted model, not a curated record. Gene Ontology annotation, molecular function: cytokine receptor activity; protein binding. NCBI's taxonomy places the organism in Eukaryota, Metazoa, Chordata, Mammalia, Artiodactyla, Suidae. Gene Ontology annotation, biological process: cytokine-mediated signaling pathway. Gene Ontology annotation, cellular component: external side of plasma membrane; membrane.
UGAUUCAUAGCCCGGCGAGGGGCCGGCCCAGCACGUCCACACCCGCGUCCGCAGCGGCCUCGCAUCCGCGGCGGCCGCCCCGCCGACGACUCGGCUCGGCUCGGCUCGCGGAGCCCUCCGCCCCGGGAAAACUAGAACCUAUGGCUCUCUAUACAGUCUUUCCGACAGUAUUCCUCUUGGCAUUGCUGUCCCUGAGCACUUACCAGAGUAAAGUCUUGUCCAAACCUUUGCCAUUAACUCCUGAAUCACUGAAAGUUUCCAUCAAUUCUGCACAUCAGUGUUUGCAUUUACAAUGGAUGGUCCACACCCUUGCUUAUCAUCAGGAAGUAAAAAUGGUUUUUCAGAUACAGAUCAGUAGAUUUACAACAUCCAAUGUCAUCUGGACAGAGAGCUACAGCACCAUUGUGAAGGGGAACCAAGUCCUGCACUGGAGCUGGGAGUCCGAGCUCCCUCUGGAAUGUGCAACACACUUUGUAAGAGUGAGGAGUAUGGUGGAUGAUGCCAGAAUCCCUGAGCCGAAGUUCUGGAGCAACUGGAGUCGCUGGGAGGAAGCGGAUGCACAGAAUUCCCUCGGACAGGAUCUGUUGUUCCUCUUCCCUAAAGAUAAGCUGGUGGAAGAAGGCUCCGAUGUCACCAUCUGUUACACUUCUAGGAACCCUCAACAUAACAUAUCCUGUUAUCUGGAAGGCACACAGAUCCACGAACAACUUGAUCCACGCGUAUCCGCGUUUGAGUUGAAGAACGUGUCUUUCAUUAGGAGAACAGGGACCAACAUCUUCUGUGAGGACCCAGGAGUUGCUAUGAAAGGCACUGUUCUCUUUGUCUCAAAAAUACUCGAGGAGCCCAAGGACUUUUCUUGUGAAACCCAGGACUUCAAGAAUUUGAACUGUACUUGGGAUCCUGGAAGUGACACUGCGUUGCCUAAACAACCUUCCCAAAGAUACACUCUGUUUGAAUCAUUUUCCGGGAAAAAGAUACUUUGUGAACACAGGAACUUCUGUAAUUGGCAAGUAGCUCAAGACUCACAAGAAAUGUAUAAUUUCACCCUCGUGGCUGAAAACUACUUAAGAAAAAGAAGUGUCAAUAUUCUUUUUAACCUGACCCAUCGAGUUCAUCCAGUGAUUCCCUAUAACCUAUUCUUUAAAAAUAUCAGUGCCACAAAUGCCACCGUGACCUGGAAGGUGCACUCCACCGGGAAUUACUCCACCCUUUUGUGUCAGCUUGAACUCUUUGGUGAAGGAAAAGUGAUACAACAACAAAAUGUUUCCGUCAAGGUGAACGGUGAGUACCUCUUAAAUGAACUGGAGCCCGACACAAAGUAUGUGGCCCAAGUGCGCUGUGCUUACGCCGACCACUUCUGGAAAUGGAGCGAACCAAUUAGUCAAAAAUUCAACACCUCUGAAGCCGCUCCCUCAGAGGCUCUUGAUGUCUGGAGAAACGUGAGGUUGGUGUCAGGAUAUCCUACUGUGAAUCUCUUCUGGAAGCCCCUGUCAAAAUCGCAUGCCAAUGGGAAGAUCCUCUUCUAUAAAGUAAUCGUAGAAAAUCUGGACAACCCAUCUGGGUUAGAGGAUCUCUCCAUUCCUGCUCCGGCCAACAGCACAGAACUGCCCCUCGAUCGGGGUUCUUACCAAAUCCACGUCACAGCUCACAACAGCGUCGGCGCUUCUCCCGCUUCCAUGAUUGUCAUUUCUGGAGACUCUGAAAACCGAGAGGUUGAAGAAGGAAGAGUGAAUGGCACAGAGCAUGGAUUUUCUAUGUCUUGGAAACCCCAAGCCAGAGAUACUGUUGGCUACAUUGUGGAGUGGUGUGACCAUCCCCAAGACCUGCCCUGUGAUCCCCAGUGGAAAAACGUGGGCCCCAACACCACAAGCACAGUCAUUAGCUCGGAUACUUUUAGACCAGGGGUUCGAUACAACUUCAGAAUUUAUGGAAUUUCUACAGACAGGACGGCUCAUUUAUUAGAGAGAAAAACAGGAUAUGUAGAGGAACUGGCUCCUUCAGACAACCCUCGAGUGGUCACGAGUAACUUGACCUCCCACUCCUUCACUCUGAGUUGGAAGGAUUAUUCCACUGAAUCCCAGCCUGGUUUCAUCCAAGGGUACUACCUCUACCUGAAAUCCAAGGCGGGAGAGCAGUGCCUCCCAGGAUUUAAAAAGACAGGUCUCCUCACAGGUGAUUCAGUAUGUUGCAAACACAGAAUCGACAACCCAGAACAAAAGACAUUUGUCGUGGAAAACCUACAGCCAGAAUCCAUCUAUGAGUUUCUCGUCACUCCCUACACGAGCGUUGGCGAGGGCCCCCUGGGCGCCUUCACCAAAGUCACGACUCCAGAUGAAUACUCCCAUAUACUGAUACGCAUCCUUCUCCCCAUGAUUUUCUGCAUUUUGCUCAUCAUGAUCGUUUGCUGCUUAAAAAGUCAGUGGCUGAAGGAGAAGUGUUAUCCUGAUAUUCCAGACCCUUACAAGAGCAGUGUCCUGUCAGUAAUAAAGUCCAAGGAGAAUCCUCACCUAACAAUAAUGAAUGUCAACGACUGUGUCCCAGAUGCUAUUGAAGUCCUAAACAAGCCAGAAGGGAGUAAGAAACAGUUUGUAGAUGCUAGGAAAUCACUCACAGAAGCUGAAUUUACUAAGCCUGCCUACCUUUACCUCCUCCCGACGGAGAAGAACUACCCUGGCUCUGGACCUUGCAUCUGUUUUGAGAACUUUACCUAUAAUCAGGCAGCUUCUGGUUCUGGUUCUUGUGGCCCUUUCCCAGUAACCCCUCAAGUCCCACCAGGUCAGCCAGGACCACUGACUUCACCUGGAAAUUUACUAAAGGCACUAGAAAAAAACUACAUGAGCUCCCUGGGAGAAAUCCCAGCCGGAGAAGCCAGUUUGAAUUAUGUGUCCCAGUUGGCUUCACCCAUGUCUGGAGACAAGGACAAUCUGCCAACAAAUCCACCAGAGCCAGCACUCUGUUCAGAGUAUAAAAUGCAAAUGGCUAUACCCCUGGGUCUUGCCUCCCCUCCUCCAAGUGAGAAGAGCAGGCUCUCCUCCCCUACCUUUUUAGAUCAAGGUGAGCACCACCGCUAAUCAGUAUACUCACUUCAUAUCCUUAUGCUACACAGACACUAGGAGAAGCAUAGCCAGCACCCUUCUAUCACCAGAUACCUCAGAGCUUAAUCCCAGUGAGCUGUCUCCAUUAGCAGGUCUGAUUUAUAUAAUCUUGCUACAUUUUGAAGGUCAGAAGCUAUGCAACUUAACAUUUGUGGUUGGAGCAGGCUUGCUGUAGAAAUGGCAGGAUCAUGGGAAUAGGCUACCUUGCUGGUGUGGGUUCCAGGUUCCCCUUUAUAACAGCAGACCUGGCACUUGACCUAGGGAUAGACUCUGUCCACUCAGCACUGGACAGGGUGGCUACGGUCCUCAAAGUUCAGUUUUUAGGGAGACGGUAUUUCCAUUCAUUUUACCCCACAUUUAACAUCUUAGGGGUAAAGAAACUAGAUUUAAGGCUUCAAUAGAGGCCACAGAAGAUUCAUUCCUAUAGCGUCAAUUUUCAAUGUUAAUUUAUUCUAGGUGUGUUUAAUAGAGAAGUCACAGAUGUUUAAGACCAAAAGAGAUUUUAGACUUGCCUUGGAGUGAUAAUUUGUAGUUCAUUGAUGUAGUAAAAGGAACUCUUCCUAUUAGACCUUAUCUAAGAGGUAAGAUGUGUGAAUGAAUUAAUGAGAUCCCACAGUUGUCCUUCUGUUCAGUUUACCGCAGUUAAAGAGUGAGACUGGCACGGAACCCCUGCCUCAGCAUCAGGAUUAUAACAUGCCUACUUAGUAGACACGUCUUCUCUCACAGGUUUUGAUGACUACCUCAGAAUAGAAAAAAAGGAAAAUGUGUCAUUAAUUCCACUCACAUUUUGUGGUUCCUCUGUUUUUAAGAACUGUAAUAUAUAAAAAUCUAUUUUCAGUUAGCAUCCUUUGGCCUCUGCAGUAGGUUGUCUGGAUCAAGAGAACACCCUCUCUGUCUCCUUAGAUUGCUAUUAUGCUAAUGUAAUAAAAUGAAACCCUCGUUGUUAGACAUUGUUUAGACAUAAUUGUCAAAAGCUAAAUGGAACAGGGGCUUCUGUAGUGGCCCAGCAGCAGCUUUGUACCAAGGUAUGCAAAGCACCUACCUGGUGUAUGUAUAACAGGUAUUCCAAUUAUGCUAGAGUUCCUUUCUUUUCUUUUGGCCUGACAACCCUUAAAAUUUAUUUAUCACAUUUCUAAAUAAGCAUGAUUAGGGCUUCCUUUUUCUUCGCUGUGAUGGAGAUGACACUGCCUGUUAUCUCUGGCCCCAAACACCCUGUGCCAUGCCAUUCCAUACUAUGAAGAAUGAGAGAAAAGGAUCCACAGCUUAAAGGAAGGUGGUUGUCAGUGGACCUAAAUAUACACAAACCAGGAAUUCUGUUCAGCUUUUCAAUUUUUCCCUGCAUAUAACUAAGCCUUUGGCUGGACUAAUUGGCUAUAUACUCCUAGCAUAAUAUAAAUGAGUAUCUUGAUUAGUCUAAUAGUUUCAAGAAAACUUUGGGGCCAGUAUUGUUAUCACUUAGCCUCUUUGUGUUUGUUAUGAUGCAAUUAUAAAAGUACAUAGAAACAUCCUGACAGUGAUGACUGAUUUGUAAGUAGUAUCUUUUGUAAAGAUUUCUUUAAAAUAAUCCAUAAAACCUUGAAGUCACUUUUGUUGAAAUAAGCUUUAAUUAAAAUA